Anoplophora glabripennis (Asian longhorned beetle) is the source of this 1454-nucleotide messenger RNA. Its product is annotated as glutamate-rich WD repeat-containing protein 1. The record is from RefSeq and is a predicted model, not a curated record. Gene Ontology annotation, molecular function: protein binding. The transcript has 5 exons. NCBI's taxonomy places the organism in Eukaryota, Metazoa, Arthropoda, Insecta, Coleoptera, Cerambycidae. The coding region runs from base 120 to 1409 and encodes 429 amino acids.
UGCUAUUAUUGUGAUAACCAUGUUAUAACCAUAAAUUUUUUAAUUGUAUUUAACCUAUACUACGAUUUGAAGUUAUUUAUUUUUUUGUGUUAAAUAAAGUCCCAUUUUAACUUGUAGCUAUGUCUGACGAAGAUAUGGAAGUUGCUGAAGAGACUAAUAAUGAUAAAGAAAUGGCGGAGGGAAAUAAUUCUAAAGUUUAUUUACCUGGAGUACCUUUAGAAGAGGGCGAAGAAUUAGUUUGUGAUCCCACAACCUACAUUAUGUAUCAUCAAGCUCAAACAAGUGCACCAUGCCUUAGUUUUGAUAUAAUAAGAGAUUCUUUAGGAGAUAAUAGAGAAACAUUUCCAUUAACAGCUUAUACCGUAGCAGGUACACAAGCGGCACAGUCUCAUGUUAAUCAUAUAAUUGUUAUGAAAUUGUCAAAUCUUUAUAAAACUAGUAAGGACGAUGAAGAUUCCUCGGAUGAUGAUGAAGAAGAUAAUAUGAAAAACCCCAAAAUGACAGGAGCUCUUAUAAAACAUCAAGGCUGUGUAAACAGGAUAAGGAGCACAAUUUUAAAUAACGUAGCGAUUGCUGCUUCAUGGAGUGAGCUAGGGAGAGUUAAUAUUUGGAAUUUAACACAACAAUUACAAGCAGUAGAAAAUGAUCAGUUACUUUCAAAAUAUAAUAAAGAAAAUAUUGCUAACUCCACCACCCCUUUGUUUACAUUUAAUGGGCAUCAGAAGGAAGGAUUUGCUAUAGAUUGGAGUAAUACUAUGCCGGGGGUUCUAGCCUCAGGAGACUGUAAAAGAGAUAUCCAUAUAUGGCAACCUACCGAGGGAAUGUCUUGGAAGGUAGAUCAGAGACCUUUAAUAGGACACACAGAUUCUGUAGAAGAUCUUCAAUGGUCGCCAAAUGAACGACACGUUUUGGCUUCGUGCUCCGUGGACAAGAGUAUAAGAAUUUGGGACACAAGAGCACAACCAAAUAAGGCCUGCAUGCUUACUGCAGACAGAGCGCAUGAAACUGAUGUAAAUGUCAUCAAUUGGAACAAGAAUGAACCGUUCAUUGUAAGUGGUGGCGAUGAUGGAUUCUUGCAUAUUUGGGACUUGAGAAAAUUUCAAAACAAGACACCUUUGGCUAUCUUUAAACAUCAUACAGAACCCGUUGUUACAGUAGAAUGGCAUCCAACUGAUUCAGCUGUAUUUGCUUCAGGAGGGGCAGAUAAUCAAAUUGCGUUAUGGGAUUUAUCUGUAGAAAAGGAUACUGAGAAUAGUGCUGAAGAGGUGGAGGGACUGCCGCCGCAGCUUUUAUUCAUCCAUCAAGGACAAAAUAAUAUAAAAGAAUUACAUUGGCAUCCUCAAUUACCUGGUGUAAUAAUUAGUACUGCGGAAAGUGGUUUUAAUAUAUUUAGGACUAUUAGUGUUUAAAAUAUAUUGUCACGUAAUAAAAGAAUAUAUAUACAAAUAUAUUAA